AUGGCCGAGUCAGACUACAGCACGCUGCUACCGAAAAUACUUAUAGAAACGACUGUCAAACAAUGGAUUGCCGACGAUAUCCCUUCAUUUGAUGUCGGCGGUCUCGUUGUUGGCGACGGUACUCGAAAGGCAACUCUCUGGCUAAAAUCUCCCGGUGUUUUUGCAGGAAAACCUUUCUUUGAUUCAGUGUUUGAGCUUUUGGGAUGUGUGGUGGAAUGGAAUUCGGAUGCUGCGAUCGAAGGCAACUUUGUGAAUGCUUCGUCAAACCACAAAAUCAGGCUUGCUGUGGUCACAGGCCCUAUUCACAAGAUCUUGCAAGGCGAACGUACGGCGCUCAACACGUUAUCCCGGUGCUCCGGAGUAGCAUCAGCGUCGUAUGAAGCUGUCCAACUUGCCCGCAAAGCCGGCUGGAAGGGAUGGGUUGCAGGAACGCGGAAAACAACCCCAGGGUUCCGUAUUGUAGAAAAAUAUGGGCUUCUCGUCGGCGGCGCCGCGACACACCGGCUGGAUCUUAGCCAAAUGGUAAUGCUGAAGGAUAAUCAUAUUUGGUCGGCUGGUUCAAUAAGCGCGGCAGUUCAGCGUGCUCGCCAAGCCGCUGGAUUUUCGCAAAAGAUUGAAGUUGAAUGUCAAAAUCUGGAAGAGGCGAUUGAGGCUUCCAAAGCAGGGGCGGAUAUCGUUAUGCUGGACAAUUUUGAACCAGAGAGACUCAAAAUUGAUGCAAAAUCUUUAAAGGAAAAGUUCCCGCAUAUUCUGAUCGAGGCCAGUGGUGGAAUUACUACCGAAACAAUGCACUUGUAUCUGUGUGACUCCGUCGAUAUUGUUUCCCAAGGAAAGCUCACGCAAGGAUAUUCAUGUUUGGAUUAUAGCUUGAAGGUGCAACUGUAA
This is a messenger RNA of Phaeodactylum tricornutum CCAP 1055/1, 885 nucleotides long. RefSeq lists its product with no specific name. The record is from RefSeq and is a predicted model, not a curated record. The transcript has a single exon. NCBI's taxonomy places the organism in Eukaryota, Bacillariophyta, Bacillariophyceae, Surirellales, Neidiaceae. Gene Ontology annotation, cellular component: cytoplasm. The coding region runs from base 1 to 885 and encodes 294 amino acids. Gene Ontology annotation, molecular function: nicotinate-nucleotide diphosphorylase (carboxylating) activity. Gene Ontology annotation, biological process: NAD+ biosynthetic process; quinolinate catabolic process.